Molecule: messenger RNA, 1061 nt
Organism: Funneliformis caledonium
Lineage: Eukaryota; Fungi; Glomeromycota; Glomeromycetes; Glomerales; Glomeraceae
Source: the annotation of a GenBank genome assembly
AUGCUCACUUCAUAUUUAAAUUUUAAAUACUCACCCACUUUGAGUUCAACUUUGAAAUUACCGGCUGUUUCUCAGAGUUCCUUUUCAUCUCGCAAUUCUCCUGCUCCUUCACCAGAAUGGUGGACCUUUCCAUAUUUUAGAUAUAUGAUCGCAAAAGAUAAUCGAAGGGUAAAAUUUGGACCUAUCACUCAAAUCUUAUUUGAUGGUUCAUUGUCCUUUCCAAAUCCAGAACAAUAUUAUUGUUCCUUAUUUCUUCAUCCGGAAUUAUCGGCGCGUCAAAAACUAGAGGAAGUUAACGUCGAAAAAACUGUGGUGGCUGUUGAUCAUGAAAAAACCACCGACAUGCAUUUAAAAUGGGCAAAUUUCGCGACUGAAGCUAUCUGGCGUAUGUUGCCGAAAUUACCACAAAAGUUAAAUCUUGGUGAGGACUUUAAAGAGUUUGGUUAUAAGCUUAUCAAAACCACAGAUUGUUUAGGUCCCGUGGUAAUAAUAAUGCUUAAUUAUGUUCAAAGGAUUCUAUCAAGCGGUAAAGAUUUUGAUAUAUAUCCUUAUGAUCCGGAAUUUGUCCUGCUCGUGGUUGGAUUGAUAUUAGCUCAUAAAUGGCUCGAAGAUUCUACAUAUUCAAACAAAUCAUGGUCUGAAAUGUCGGGUAUACCAUUAGAGUUAUUAGGGAAUAUGGAACGGGAUUUUCUGUCUAUUUUAGACAAUUCAAUUUACAUCAGUGAGCAGGAAUAUAAUAAUUGGCUUCUAUCUCUGUUCGAUUAUCAAAAUUUAGAAUUGAAUACGACUAAUAUUGUUGAUUUACGUCCUUUUCAAGAAAAGAAUAAUUAUUCUUGGCCUAAAGUGAAUUUUCAAUCAGCCGUGGGAGCCGUGAACACAGAGUUGAAUAAAAAAAAAUUGGAAGUGGAUUUUAGUAAUAUAAUUGAUUUGAUCACAGAUGAUAUGGAAAGUUUAUUUAAUGAAAAUUCUCCUUUCACCUGUCCAUUAACUCCGAAAGAUAAUUCUAUACCCUCGACAACAUCAAAAGACUUUCAUAAUACUUUUGAUAGAUUUACUCUUUG